Messenger RNA from Suncus etruscus (white-toothed pygmy shrew), 2153 nucleotides. It is a transcript of the gene SPOCK1, whose product is annotated as SPARC (osteonectin), cwcv and kazal like domains proteoglycan 1. The transcript has 11 exons. Bases 185 to 1504 code for a protein of 439 amino acids. Lineage: Eukaryota; Metazoa; Chordata; Mammalia; Eulipotyphla; Soricidae. Gene Ontology annotation, molecular function: protein binding; calcium ion binding. The record is from RefSeq and is a predicted model, not a curated record.
AGAGAGCGAGAGAGUGAGCGGAGCCCGAGCGCUGCAGGCUCACAAAGCGGCCGGACGCGACGCGACACACGACACGACGCGCGGCGGCGGCGGCUGGUGGCAGGAGCGCGGCUGAGCUCGUUUGGGCGAGCAACCCCAGGGAGCUCGGGCAAGUCGGGAUCGGGGACCCUCGCCGGCCCCCAAGAUGCCCGCGAUCGCGAUGCUGGCGGCGGCGGCGGUGGCGGCGGCUUGCUGCUUCCAGCAGGUGCAGAGCCGCCACCUGGACGCGCCGGUCGCCCGCCCGGACCGCGGCCACCUCCUGGACAACGACCAGUGGCUCAGCACCGUCUCGCAGUACGACCGCGACAAGUACUGGAACCGCUUUCGAGACGAUGAUUAUUUCAGAAACUGGAAUCCCAACAAGCCAUUCGACCAAGCCCUGGAUCCUUCCAAAGACCCCUGCCUGAAGGUGAAGUGCAGCCCCCACAAAGUGUGUGUGACUCAGGACUACCAGACGGCACUUUGCGUCAGCCGCAAGCACCUACUGCCCAGGCAAAAGAAGGCGAAUGUGGCCCACAAACACUGGGUAGCACCUGCCAGUCUGGUCAAGUGCAAGCCCUGUCCCGUGGCACUGGCACCCAUGGUCUGUGGCUCCGAUGGCCACACCUACAUUUCCAAGUGCAAAUUGGAGUUCCAUGCUUGUUCGAUGGGGAAAAGCCUCACCACCCUCUGUGAUGGGCCCUGUCCAUGUCUCCCAGAACCUGAGCCACCAAAACCCAUGGCAGAAAAGAACGCCUGCACAGACAAGGAGCUGCGGAGCCUGGCAUCCCGGCUGAAAGACUGGUUCGGAGCCCUGCAUGAGGAUGCCAACAGGGUCAUCAAGCCCACCAGCCCUGAUGUGGCCCAAGGCAGAUUCGACACCAGCAUCUUGCCCAUCUGCAAGGAUUCCCUGGGCUGGAUGUUCAACAAGUUGGACAUGAAUUAUGACCUCUUGCUUGACCACUCUGAAAUCAAUGCCAUCUAUUUGGACAAGUAUGAACCCUGUAUCAAGCCCUUGUUCAACUCCUGCGACUCCUUCAAGGAUGGCAAGCUCUCUAACAACGAGUGGUGCUACUGCUUCCAGAAGCCUGGAGGUCUCCCUUGCCAGAAUGAAAUGAACAGGAUUCAGAAGCUCAGCAAGGGGAAGAGUCUGUUGGGAGCAUUCAUACCUCGGUGUAAUGAGGAAGGAUACUAUAAAGCAACACAGUGCCAUGGCAGCACAGGACAAUGCUGGUGUGUGGACAAAUACGGCAACGAGCUGGCUGGCUCCAGGAAACAGGGCACCGUGAGUUGUGAAGAGGAACAGGAAACCUCGGGGGACUUUGGCAGUGGCGGCUCCGUGGUCCUGCUGGAUGACCUCGAGGAGGAGCAGGAGCUGGGGCGAAAGGACAGACCCGGAAAGCUGAGAGUGCACACCCGGGCAGUGACGGAGGAUGACGAGGAUGAGGACGAUGACAAAGAGGAUGAGGUCGGGUACAUAUGGUAGUGCCGCAGGGAGGAGGACACGGAUGGGCACCGACUGCAAGUCACAGCUACCUACUCCCGCAUCCUUUUCUAGGAACUCUGUGAUGUCCUGGCCUCGCCUCCCUCCCUGGGCGAUGCCUCCGCUGUGUGCAAGGCCUGGCAGGCGCUCCUGUAUUCCCUGCCUUCUUGUUCUGCAUGGCAGGGGUGCGGGAAGAAGGGGGUUGCGCUUUGCUUUUAGACAGGGGAAUGGCUGGCCCCCUUCAAGCCGCCUUCCUGCCCAUGAGGUUUUUUUGCACCGAGCAUGUGAUUUUCUGUGGGAUUCUGACAAUGCAGGGAGCCCCUCCCUCUAAACGUCUUGACGCACCACCCCUUGCUGCCCCCUCGCCCCGUGCCCCCACACACCGGUGGUUAUUACAGCAUGGUUCCCGGCGUUACAGUGUCUAAGUGCUUCUCUUGUGUCCUGUAGAUGUCGUGGAAAACACACCACAUUGUUCCUUUCUCCUGCCACCUCUUGGCAUUUUAGUCUUUCAAAUUCGUUUUUUACAUCACUCUGACUUCCCACAAACAACAGCCUUAAUUCAAUCCAGAGCUCCUGGAAGUGACGCUCAAAAGCUGUGUCUGGUCAUUUCUGUGUGCUUACAGACACAGAUGUCCAGAGGAGCCCAGCCCUG